Molecule: messenger RNA, 2713 nt
Organism: Ostreobium quekettii
Lineage: Eukaryota; Viridiplantae; Chlorophyta; Ulvophyceae; Bryopsidales; Ostreobiaceae
Source: the annotation of a GenBank genome assembly
AUGCUCGUCAGGAUUGCUGACAAGCAGCCAGAUCCAACCUUCAAGCUUGAUGGCAUCUGCACUGUGGAACCCGAAGGGGGUGCCAUGAGUCCGAGGGAAGAUAGGGAUAUACCAGAACCGUUUGCUUAUUUCCCCUUGACGGGGGGCGAUGCAGCGUCUUGGCCAGUGCCCUACGCCCAAGGCACACCCAUCAAUGUUGACGUGGUUGAUGAUGCGGCAUUUGGAAAGGUGUUCCAAUGCAGUGAGGAGGCAGGCAGUUACAUAGUUUUGGACAAUGUUCCGUAUGGUGAUUCUGGCAGUUUUGCCGUAUCCUUCUGGACAAGGUCUUUGAACAACACCGGAAACACAUUCCAAUACAUCUACUCUCAUGCCGGCUUGAAUGUCAGCGAUAAUCCGUGGAUAAAGAACCAGGUUCAAGUGUAUUUGGCGGAAACGAACCACAGCUCCCGUGGCAUACUGCGCGCAAUUGUCAAAGACAUUGAUGAUGUGGAGGACGGCGAAGAAUCAGAAAUAUACCUGGAUUCUGAUGGAGAUGUUUCCAUCACUCUCAAGGACAAAGCAGAGAUUCAGAAGGAAGCGGCUGUAAAUGCCACGGAUGGCCAAUGGCACAUGGUCACUGUGACAACGCGCACUGAUGGCAAAAAGGGGUUCUCCAUAUUUGUUGAUGGCAUACUGUCGGGAGAGAUGGUCGAGGACGUCACCUACACAGGGGCUGAUGGUGUUAUACGAAGAGCCACUGGCGGAGAUCCAAUGCGAGCAGGCGGGAAUAUCUAUCUCUGUGGGAGACACGAUGGCAACCCAGAACGUCACUAUGAUGGCCUCAUUGCACAUUUGGCUCUGUACGACUCAGGUCUCUCCAGUGAGGAGGUGAAAGACAUUUACAACGGGGUACUCGAAUUGCAUGCAGCACUGAAGACAAUGGCCACAUCAGGUGACUCAGGCCGCAGAAGAUCUCUGCUACAGUCUCCUGGAUCUGCAUCAAGAACACAGGAUACUUUCCAGCCCCUCACGCCACCCUUCCAACCCCGAUUUUCAUUCGGUGCUAUUCCCACAGCUAUCCCUGUUGCUCUCCCACCGGGGAGCGUUCCGAGGGGUUCAUGGCAAGGAGCCGUCACAGGCCAACCAGGAAAGUUCUAUGGACGCUGCAGUGGGGACUACGCACAGGGCAUAGGCAUAUCGAAUGCUCCGGAAUGCCAGGAAGGAUUGACGUGCAUCCCAAUUCUCACCCCCACCUUCCGCGGCGAUUCUGGUGGGCAGUUGGAAAGGGUUGGCGUAUGUGCCAGAUUUCCCAGCGACGGCGCAUACAUCUUCGAUCCCAAGUCGGUGUUGACAAUCCCCAUUGCAUACUUUCCACUUACGAGCACCGACCUAAACUCGUGGCCAUUGCCGGUCUUUUCUGGGAGAGCCCCUAAAAUCAACUUGAUUGAAGAUGAAGUCUUUGGAUCUGCACUGGACUGCCAAAAGAGCAAGCAAGAUGAAGUGAUUCUGGACAACGUAGGCUAUGCUACCAGUGGCCACUUCACUGUGAAUUUGUGGAUUCGGUAUCGCCGGAAAGCCAUUGACGACGAUGCAUCAUAUGAGUUCGUUUUCUCUCACACAGAGCCUGGAGCGCAGGCCUCUGGAAGCGGCGCACAGAUCGAACUCUACAUGCCUGGCCCUGGAAACCCUCAACUGUUGGGGCGCAUUCAGGCUCUUGUUAAAGAUUCUGAUGAUUCAAAUGACGGCGCAUCGCCUGGGAAAGCAGGAACUUCCGAUUUGGAUGCUUCUUCCAAUGGCAGCCUUCUCUCCAAGGAAAAUUCAAGCAGCGUCACAGACGGGAUUUGGCACAUGAUUACCGUCUCCAGCCACGAGGCUGGUACACACGGAUAUCGAUUAUUCGUUGACGGUGUGCUGGUGGGAGAGAAGAAAGGAGAAUCGAAUGUGCCUGGUGGCGAUCCCAUCGACAUUGAAGGGAAAAUUCACCUCUGCGGGCGCUCCGACGGCAACUCUGAUGUGCAUUUCGAUGGCAGUGUAGCCCAUUUGGCGCUGUACAACAAGGCACUGGGGCAGCAGGAGAUACUGGCCCUGUAUGAGGAGUUCGUCCUUGUUUCAAACGGCAUACAAGUAGCCCACCCAACGCGCGCCACGACGACAGGAGAGCCAUGCGUGUUUCCAGGCAUCAGCGGAGGCAAGCUGGUUGUCGACUGCGUUCCUAUCAACGGCGUAUUGAGCUGCCCAGUGAAGGAUGGCACCUGGGUGGAAUGCAAAGCCUUCAACCGGUCAGCCGAGGCUUUUGCAGAGCUGGACAAACCAUCGGUUCCUCAGGGAGUCACUCGGACUGUGACCGGGGAGGUUUGCCGUUUCCCAUCAAAAUUUGGCGGCAAAGAUGUCUACUCUUGUGUGAAAAUCGACGGAAUUCCGAAAUGCAAUGUUGGGAAUGGGCAGUGGAAACGAUGCGCUUCAAAGGGACACAUAAGAUUCACGAAGCAAGGAGCUCGGUGUGUAUUCCCAUUCACGUAUGAAGAGAAAAUAUACGUGGAUUGCGCAGUCAUCAACAGGGUCGAGUCCUGCAUGGUUGCCAAUGGCAACAUUUAUCCGUGCGCUGGCACUUCACUGGGAUCAGAUGGGGCCAGCGUGGGGCCUGAUGAUGUGGACGAUGUUCCACAUCCUGAUGAGGCAAUCACUAGAACUACGAUCGACAGAAAAGCAUGUAUUUUCCCAUUCUGGCAUGAAG